UACAUAAAAACCACAAUAAUUGUUGACUCGACAGUGGAAAACAUUAUUACAGUUUCACCAUGGCUCCAAAAUUCAUAAUAAUAUUAUUAACAACUAUGGCAAUUCUUCCCGAGAUCAAGAGCAAUCACUGGGGUACAUGCUUGGCUGAACCGGAAGCAUUUCCUUUUAUUGCAAUUAUCAACAUCCCUGAGGAAAGCUUCAGCAUUGGGGCCCUGGUCACUGCCAAUAAAGUUUUAGGACCUGAGGCGGCUUUUCCCCCCCAAGCCACCGAUAUGACCGUCGAUUUGGGAUGCAUAGAAGUAGAAAGUUGCGCCGCUCGACACAUCCCAGUUUCUCAUUAUCUUAGGAAUCAUUCAUUCAGGACUAUGAUAUAUGUGCUAGGGACACCCGUCGUGUUGACUUCUGCGAUUUUUCCAAUUCCAAUACGUCCCUCAGAAAGCGAUGAUGAACUAUGGUGCAAAUUUCUGGGAUUUGAUAUACACAAUUACCAGGAGCUAUACUGGAUAAAUACGAAGAUUAUGGAUCGAGCAUCUUGCCUAGUCAUGAGAGGACGGAUUCCUAGAAACCACGCAUGUUUUUUUGAUGUAAACGAAAAUACAGUAUACGAAAGCGAAAACAUUGGCGGGCCAAUGAUUUGCGAUAGAUUUCUGUUUGGAUUGAUGUCUGUGUAUCCUGCGGUCGAUACAGCCGAACCGGUGCAGCUCGUCAGUAACUUAACUGGCUUUCGUCUUCCCAAUGAAGAAACCGGGGGUUUUCAACCAAUGCCACGUUCUCAUUAACUUUUCAAACUUCUAUCUUCGUAAAUAUUUGGCUUCCAAAAAAAUCACGGAAUAUUUUCGGUUUCUUUCGGUGACAGAAAAUUCACCGAAAUGAAAAUCCGAUUCUGAAUCGGAGCUCUCAGCCCUGAAGAUGCAGACAUCAAUAUUUGCGAGAGGACGGCGAAAUGCUGAAAGAAAACGCGACAUCCAUCUGGAAGCCAAUUAUAAUAAUAUAAUCGUAAUUAUCCAUUUAUAAUACAAUUAUAAACAAUAAAUAAAGAAUUAUAAUAGUGAUCAUGGCCGCAAGAGCCUCAAAA
Messenger RNA from Fopius arisanus, 1075 nucleotides. RefSeq lists its product as uncharacterized. The record is from RefSeq and is a predicted model, not a curated record. Lineage: Eukaryota; Metazoa; Arthropoda; Insecta; Hymenoptera; Braconidae. The transcript is spliced from 5 exons. The coding region runs from base 60 to 779 and encodes 239 amino acids.